AUGGAUACUUAUAUUGGGUGCUGCAGAUUGGUGUUUGGUGCUGCAAUUCUCUUCCUUCUUGGCUUCUGCAACUCCGACACAGCUCCAAACUUCACCUUCAUGCACAAUGCAAGAAGAGCCCCAGCCAUAUCAUACUACGACUACAUUAUAGUGGGUGGAGGCACCGCCGGAUGUCCCUUGGCUGCCACUCUUUCCCAAAACGCCAGUGUUUUGCUACUCGAACGUGGCGUCUCACCCUAUGGCAACCCUAACAUUACCAAUUUGGAUGCCUUUGGGGCAUCACUCGCUGAUCUUUCUCCCACCUCCCCCUCCCAACGGUUUGUCUCUGAAGACGGUGUUAUCAACGCUCGCGCUCGUGUUUUAGGCGGCGGAAGCUGCCUGAAUGCAGGAUUUUACACACGCGCUGCCACAGAUUAUGUCAGGGAGGCGGGUUGGGACGGACGAUUAGUAAACCAAUCAUACGAAUGGGUGGAGCAGCUUGUGGCGUUCCGGCCACCAAUUCGAGGGUGGCAGUCUGCAGUGCGUGACGGUCUGUUGGAAGCCGGUGUGGUACCAAACAACGGGUUCACUUACGAUCACAUCUAUGGCACCAAAGUUGGAGGAACCAUUUUUGAUGUUGAGGGGCAUAGACACACCGCUGCCGACUUACUAGAGUACGCUGACUCCACUAGGCUCACUGUACUCUUGCACGCCACUGUCCAUAAGAUCUUGUUCAGAACAAGAGGGAAGACAAGGCCACUGGCCCAUGGUGUGGCGUUUAGAGACGCAUCUGGAGCCCAACACAAAGCAUACCUCAAGGAAGGAUCCAAUAACGAGAUCAUUAUAUCAGCCGGGGCAAUUGGAAGCCCACAGAUACUGAUGUUGAGUGGAGUAGGCCCUGAAGAGCACCUUAAGGCCUAUAACAUCACCGUCGUGCUCAACCAACCCAUGGUUGGCCAAGGCAUGUCGGACAACCCCAUGAAUGCCAUUUUUGUGCCUUCACCUAGACCCGUCGAGGUGUCGCUCAUCCAAGUCGUCGGCAUCACCUGCUUCGGAAGCUACAUUGAAGCCGCCGGAGGUGAAAACUUCUCUCCGAGGAACUACGGGAUGCUCUCUCCUAAGAUUGGCCAGCUCUCCACAUUGCCACCAAAGCAAAGGACGCCGGAAGCGCUAGCGGAAACUGUGGAGUUCAUGAACAGUCUUGAUGAAAGAGCCUUUAAGGGAGGCUUCAUCCUUGAAAAGAUCUUAGGCCCAGUUUCCACAGGCCAUUUGGAGCUCCAAACCCUAAACCCUAACGACAACCCCUCUGUCACCUUCAACUACUUCCAAGAUCCCGUAGACCUGGAGAGAUGUGUUCAAGGCCUUCGAACCAUAGAAAAGUUGGUUGAAUCAAAGGCAUUCUCCAAUUUCCGAUUCGACAACAUGUCGAUACCAACUCUGCUCAACAAUACAGUCCGAGCCCCCAUCAAUUUGCUGCCUAAACAUGAGAAUUCGUCGAGGUCUCUGGAGCAGUUCUGUAAGGACACUGUGAUGACCAUCUGGCAUUACCAUGGAGGAUGCCAAGUUGGGAGAGUUGUUGAUCAGCAAUACAAGGUUCUUGGUGUUGAUGCUCUUAGGGUCAUCGAUGGCUCCACGUUUAACUACUCACCUGGGACUAAUCCUCAAGCCACUGUUAUGAUGCUUGGAAGGUACAUGGGACAGAUAAUACUGAACGAGAGACUCGCUGCUGAUGAAUCGAAGUGA
Fragaria vesca subsp. vesca is the source of this 1722-nucleotide messenger RNA. Its product is annotated as protein HOTHEAD-like. Gene Ontology annotation, molecular function: oxidoreductase activity, acting on CH-OH group of donors; flavin adenine dinucleotide binding. The record is from RefSeq and is a predicted model, not a curated record. NCBI's taxonomy places the organism in Eukaryota, Viridiplantae, Streptophyta, Magnoliopsida, Rosales, Rosaceae. Bases 1 to 1722 code for a protein of 573 amino acids. The transcript is spliced from 6 exons.